AUGAAGCUUCUAUCGCUUCUUUUACCUUUUCUUCCCCUCGCUUUCUCCCUCUCCACAAUCUACUGGCCCGUAACCAACCCCUCAGAGACCAACCCAUGGGUGAUCGGUAAUAAAAACCUGGUAGCUUGGAAGACAGGUGGCGGAACAGGUAUAGAAUCGUUUGAUAUUCAACUGCACAAUUCCAACCGUACCAUCAUGGUAGGAUUCUUGCCCAUCGCUUUGAGAGUACCCAUGGAGAAAUUACCAGGAAAGAAGUACUAUGGUGGUGAGAUCGAAGUGGAUCUGGUUGAUGGUCUACCAACGGGAGAUGGCUUUUUCUUGAUUUUCAUGAAUACUUACCAUGGAGAAGUUUAUGCUAAAUCACCUAAAUUCUCUAUCUACGCUACUAAACCUGAUAACUACACUGAUCCAGACCUACCAACCGCCACCGUGACAGCAACAUUGACCACCGUCCCCAACCCAACUCAACAAUGGGCAAUGACUUUGAACGGUAUCGAUCCAGAUGCCACCGCGUCCGGUACCGCUAUAGCAGGUAACGCAGGAAGUGGUACAUAA
Molecule: messenger RNA, 555 nt
Organism: Kwoniella botswanensis
Lineage: Eukaryota; Fungi; Basidiomycota; Tremellomycetes; Tremellales; Cryptococcaceae
Exons: 4
Coding region: 1-555 (184 amino acids)
Source: RefSeq, a predicted model, not a curated record